Messenger RNA from Acipenser ruthenus (sterlet), 4516 nucleotides. Its product is annotated as FH2 domain-containing protein 1-like. The transcript has 12 exons. The record is from RefSeq and is a predicted model, not a curated record. Lineage: Eukaryota; Metazoa; Chordata; Actinopteri; Acipenseriformes; Acipenseridae. The coding region runs from base 499 to 4047 and encodes 1182 amino acids.
GUUUCCCUUUAACUGUACUUCCCUUAUGACGCUGAAAACGUGACCCUGCCACUGCAGGGUGGAGCCGGAGACAACACUAUUACCUGUGUCAGCUGUGUCAGUCGGUUCUUUGGUGUAUGCGCAGGCGCGGUUGCCACAGCUUGCUACUUCUUUUUCCAUCCUUGCAUGUCUAAGGAGCGCCGCAGUAUUGGAGGACAUCUCAGCUGGAAGACGGGGGAAUAAGGAAUAUACACAUAUUAAAACCGAUGUUAAUUACUUCGAUCUGCAUGGAGAAAAACAAGGAUACUUUCAUGUUUCCACACAUGAGCCUCCGGACUGUUCACUGAGAUGUUCCAGGACCAGGCGCAUGGGAAGUUGAAUAGGAGCCCCUCACAAGCACAGCUGCUGGAGUGACUGCCAGGACUGCAUGUUGAAGGGAGUUCUCUGCACCUGUAAACCCCCUCUCUCUCCCAGCCCCCUCCCCUCCUUCAGCCAGCCCUUUUUUUGGUGGGCAAUAAAAUGCAUGUUAUGAAUUGCCUGUCUUUGGUCAAUGAUAAAGAACACCAGGAUGAAGAAUCUGCUGCAACUGGAUUGAUGCCUGGGCACCUGCCUGCAUCCACCCCUGUCUCUGAGAGUUCCCCAGAAGGCCCACCUCCUCCUCCUCCUCCUCCUCCUCCUCCUCCUCCUGUUCUUGUACCUCCCCCUCCUCCACCACCGCCUCCCCCAGGGGUCCCCCCUCCGCCCCCACCCCCUCCCCCGGGUCAGGGGAACAACACUCAGGGCAAUCAUAAGAAGAAACGUGUCCGGAGCUUCUUCUGGAAGACCAUCCCCGAAGAGCAGGUCCGCGGCAAACCCAACAUCUGGACGCUGGCAGCUCGGCGGCACACCUACCAGAUUGACGCCAAGACCGUGGAGGAGCUGUUCGGCCAGCAGGAUGAAGCCAGAUCCACAGCCGCUGCCGGCGGACAGAAUGCCAGAGGCUCUCGGGCUUCAUUUACGGAAACAAAGGAAGAGGUCAGUAUUCUGGACUCCAAGAGAAGUAUGAAUGUGGGCAUAUUUCUCAAACAAUUCAAAAAGUCAAAUGAGUCCAUCAUUGAAGACAUUUGCCAGGGAAAAAGCGAGAGGUAUGGAUCGGAGACCUUGAAAGAGAUGGCAAAAUUGUUACCUGAGUCAGAUGAGCUGAAGAAACUAAAAGCAUUUAAGGGAGAUGCAAGCAAACUGCCACAUGUGGAUUCCUUCAUGUACCUUUUAAUCCAAGUGCCAAGCUUUGCUCUCCGAAUUGACUCCAUGGUACUUAAGGAGGAAUUCUUUCCUUGCUGCUGCUCUUUGAACAAUGAGAUUGGAGUAAUACGCAUUGCUACAAAGGAACUGAUGUCAUGUGAGGAGCUACAUGCCAUUUUACAUUUGGUCCUCCAAGCAGGAAACAUCAUGAAUGCAGGAGGCUAUGCCGGCAACGCUGUGGGCUUCAAGCUCUCAUCCUUACUGAAGCUCGCGGAUACGAAAGCGAACAAGCCUGGGAUGAAUCUGCUGCACUUCGUCGCUCUGGAGGCCCAAAAGAAAGAUGAGACCCUCUUGAAGUUUUCUGAAAAGCUGCAGCAUGUUCAGAGCGCAGCCAGAUUAUCGGUGGAAAAUAUUGAAGCAGAGCUCCAUUCCCUGUCUGUUAGAACACAGUCCAUAGAGACACAGAUACAGCAAGACACGGAGCUCUUGCAGCAGCUGGAACAAUUCAUACAGAGCGCUGUGAGAGCCCUGGACGACAUGGAGAAGCAGAGAGUGAAGUUGCGUAAGGAGGGAAACGUUCUGAUUGAUUUCUUCUGUGAAGAUAGAGAGACCAUGAAAUUGGAUGAAUGCUUCAGGAUAUUCCAGGAUUUCUGCCUCAAAUUCAAUAAAGCUGUUAAGGAUAACCGGGAUCGUGAGUUGAAGGAGCUGGCUCGGCAGAAGCGCCUGCGGGAGCUGGAGGAGAAGCGGCACUCGUGGGCAGCGGGGGAUCACAGUGGUAACUUCGGUCGGAGCAGCAGCGAGAACGACGUGGAGAUGCUGACAAAGGCCGGCCUCCUCGACUUCCUGCAGCAGCCCCAGAGCCCGCUCUCACGCUCGUCCAGCGGCAGGCGCUCCCGGCACUCCCUGGUCGUGAUGGCAGACAGGGAGCUCCAGAACUUCCUGGAAGGCCCCGGAAGGGAGGACCCCAGCAAAUUCAACAGCCUCCCCCAGGUGAACGGGCAUCAGCCGAGGAAGAGCUCUCCAUGGAUGGACUUUCGAAAUGAGAACAAGGAACUUGACUUAAAAAAAAGCACACACUUAAAUGGGGACCAAGCAACCACGGCCUACAAAAACAAGGAUGCUGGCCUUCAAACUCCUGCGCUCACAUCUAAUAUGGAUUCAAACUUUAACAUGGAUGCCUGUGUAAAUAAUAAUAACAGUAAUAAUCUCUCUGAAACCAUCGCAUUGAACAGCAGCAACCAGGAUAAAAAUACCUGCCAAAAGUCACAGCUCACCAGUUGCGGCCAAAUUAAUGUUACUGUGGAAAGAUGCGCAUUGAUCGUGGGACUCCAGGCAUUUGAUUUUGCUUCUCCAUCUAAUAAUAAUAAAAAUGUGUGCUUGGAGAAUAAAGGAGAUCUUGUUGUUACAGAUUUAGAGAUGGCAAACAAUAGAGUGAAGACUCCCACUGUUUCGAAUACAAACAUUCCUCUGUCAAGUCUAAGCUCGCCAAGUGCAACAAAUGCAGAUUCCAAAAUGGAAUCUUCCCAGUUUACAGCCUCUGCUUCCCCACCUCAAAAAGUGGACGAGGAGGAGGACAACAGCACUGAUGUUUCCUCAACAACAUGUGAUACCCCUUUGCCUUUAGAUAGUUCUGCAUCUGACAAGAAGAAGUCACUAUUCUACCUUGGGGAUUGCACAGAGGCGGACUGUUCUGUAACAUUUGACUGCUCAGAAAGUUGUGAUGCUCAGACGGCUUCAAAUGAAUCUGGCAAUUUAGAAACCCAAACUGUGGAAUCCUGCCAGGACAACACUAAAGAGCAAAAUGCAGCUUCUUCUAACUUAGAAUCAGGAUCUGUCAAUGAUGCACCAGUUUCUGUCCCUCAUUCAGCCACCACGGAGGACAGGGCAUCAGAUGGUGGUAAAACAGGAGAGACUACAAAACAAAAGAAACAAGAGAAAGGAAAGUCGGAAAUCAACAAGAAAACCACUUCUGUCAAAGAGAAGCCAGCUCCAAAAGGAUCUAGUGUUCACGUCAGUAGUUCUGGCAGAUCUGUAAGGACACUAACACCUUCAGAAAACCAGAAUAUGCGUAAAGUGGUGCCUAUUUCCAGAAUGAGCAGGUCAGGCAGCUUGGCAAAGAAGACGGAGAGAGCCCCGGUAAGGGAGAGCAGCAGUACUGAAAUGAAGCGCCCCCAGCGUGAACACAGCACUGUGGGGAUCAAAAACGACCAGACCCCCAGGACCCCUCGGCGCGCCAGUCUUCCUGCAGAGGAACACAAGUUACACAGAGGGACUCCGGCCCAGGCCAGUUCCCGCUUGGCCAGAGAUCCAAUGGCACGCAAAAACUCUGUCAGAAAACCCAGUGCCAAACCAGUACGGAACAUACCCAAACCAGAAGAAAAGAUGUGCCGGUCCACCAUGAGGGCUCUGGCCCAGGCCCAGGCUGCAAACGAGGCAGGAAAAACUCAGACUCUGACUUCCAACAGCAAGGCCUCGGGGGCCGCUCCCAGCUUCGCAAGGAACACAGUGGCUUCUUCCUCCAGAAAGAUGAAAAAGGACAUGGCGCCAAGCUCGAACCCUCCCACUCCUUCCAAAAGCGCCACCCUCACCAGAAAUGGGCCUCAGAGAAACAAAACUAUGCCAGCACGUAGCCCACAGACUCCAAAGGACGACGACAAUUCACAAAUUUCUUUGAGAAGGGUGGCGAGCAUGAGAGUGACAAACAGGACACAGCAGCGUAGUGAGACACCGCCCCCCAAAAAGGAGCCCUCGCGCAAAGAAAGCAGUGUUUCUGAUAAGUCACUGGUUGAAACAGAAGACUCGAGCAGAGUGCCCACAGGAAAGACACUGAACCGCACCUGGAAGUAAAAUAUGUAGAGGUGUUUUAUUUUAUUAUUAUUAUUUAAUUUACAGCUUCAUGCCAUAAUAUUGUAUAAUUGUGUUUUUUUUUUUUUUUUUAAACCAUGGCCUUAAAAAGAGGUGGCAUUAACACGCUUCUUGCGAUGUCAUUUCAUAAUGACCACAUGAUCUGUAAAACUUUUGUAAAUACACUGUAAUGAUGUCCAAAAAUUUAUUUAGGUUAUUAAUCAAAGGUAAAUUGUGUUGAAGUCCAGCUGUGGUUCAGGUGCAAGAACUAGUAAAGCUCAAGAAUAUGCUAUUCAGAUGAGAGUGUGGAGUUAUAUCCUCCAUAUUUGUGCUAUUUUUCCUGAUUGCCCGUUUUACCCAAAUGCUUUCAAGUGGGUGGGCACGAAAUAUGCCUUUUCAAUCUGUGUUGUAUUGUUUUUUCUGUUGUAAUGAAGUUUAAAUGUUACGGGAAAUAUAAGAAUAAUGCUGCUGA